Messenger RNA from Lingula anatina, 5859 nucleotides. RefSeq lists its product as uncharacterized. NCBI's taxonomy places the organism in Eukaryota, Metazoa, Brachiopoda, Lingulata, Lingulida, Lingulidae. The record is from RefSeq and is a predicted model, not a curated record. Gene Ontology annotation, cellular component: extracellular region. Gene Ontology annotation, molecular function: carbohydrate binding; hormone activity.
CGUCGGACAAGAACAUAUAUUUUGACCUGAAAUGGCAGAUGCCUGUGAAAGACCGGAUAUAGAAUAUCGUUAGAUGGCAAGCACGAUACAUCAUCAUCACUAGCCCUUGCCACCGACUCCAACAACCAUGUGUUGCGUUUAGGAAAUUGUGCUGAUAACUUCAUUGGAAAAUUAACAGGGCAUCUGCGAUCUGUUGUAGUCUAUGAUUAUAGACUGUCAAACAACGGGAUUCAUUAUCUGUACAGGAACAGUUUUAACCAGCGAGAACUUAUUUGGAAUUCACAGACAGAAUUCAACAAUGGUGUGUAUUACUCGGUUUCCACUGCACAGUGGAAGACCGUAGGAACAUGGUGGAAAUUAUUUAACAACUUUGGCAAAGUUGAUUUUUCACUGUCAGUUUGGGUGAAGACAUCCAAUGAUGGAAUUUUGAUGAUGAGGUCAGAUAGUUCUGGCUCUUGGGUUUACAGAGGAAAACAGUUCUACAUUAACUCUGGAAAGAUUAAAUUUGAUGCUCAUAGUGUUGGUAAUAUAGCGGGAACAAGUACAAUAACAGAUGACCAGUGGCAUUAUCUUGUAUUUACCCAGGACAUAGAGACAGAAACUUGGAAGAUAUAUGUGGAUGGAGUACUGGAGAAUGAGAAAACGGUGACAGUGCUUGAGGACACUGGCGACUCCCAUACCAUCUCUUUCCCCAAAACGUUUAUUGGGACAUUAGAAGGACUUUUCUACUACACCUACACUCUGACAGCAGAGGAGAUAUCAUCGAGAUACAAUGGCUAUCCAGAUGACACAUUUUGCCCGAAAGACUGGUAUCCAUUUCAAGGAAGUUGCUACUACUUCCAAAACAGCAAUGACAUUGGUUAUAAUGGCUUCCAAGCCAAGGAUUAUUGCUACAGUAUUGAUGCCAAAUUGGCUAGCAUUGACAACCAGUGGGAACAGGACUUCUUGUACUACAUAGCGAAAACAUAUUACCCUCUGUCCGGUUCAGAAUGGUGGAUUGGUUUGGAACAGGAAGAUAGUACUGUGAACAAAUACAACUUCCGGGCAGACGGCUCCAGAAUAAUGUGGGAUUUUUGGAGUCUGACCGAGCCUGAUAGUGCUGCUAGGCAUUGUGUUCGCUGUGAGGUGCACAAAAGCAUGCAGUGGAAUGAUCGCGAGUGUGAUAACGUGGAAGACUUGUGGAAUGUGAUUUGUGAAAGACCAGAGGAAUGCCAUUUUGUUCACGUAGAGGGCCAAUACAUAAACCUCAAUGCCUUUGAUAAAACAGUAACAUCUACAACUGUAGCUGAUUGCAAGCAUGCUUGUUUGCAUGAGAAAACCUUCACUUGCAGGUCUUUCAAUUUCCGUGUGUCUGACAGUGCCUGUGACUUAAUGACCCACAACAGAUACACUAUCACAUCUAACCAGUGGGUAGAAGAUGCCAACACAGACUAUUAUGAGAGACAGUGUACUACAGACCAAGAAAAUGCUUGUGAACCUGGUUGGUUUGAAUGGCGUGGGCAGUGCUAUAGAUUUUCAGAAGAAACACUGAACUUCGAGGAUGCUGUGACUAAGUGUCAGACGAAUGGUGGACAUUUGGCCAGUAUCAACUCAGCUGAAGAGAUGGAUUUUAUAAAAGAGAAAGCAAGCAUCUUCUAUGAAGGACAUUCUUUCUACAUUGGAAUGCAGUGGGGAGGUCAUGGCCAUUCCUGGAUAGAUGGAUCCAGUGUCUUCUACUCCAACUUUGCUCAUGGUGAGGGCCGUCUUGUGUCCAUCACAUGUGAGAACAAUAUGGCAGAACUGGACUGUGGUCAAGGACAGGUCAUCAGGGUCUCCUACGCAAACUUUGGACGCACUUCUCUCACACACUGCAAUAGUACCAUACAGCGGUCCGACUGUUUUGACCCCUACUCCUUGAACACAGUGGUGGACACCUGUAAUGGACUCCAGAGAUGUAGUAUCAAUGCCAGCGCCAACACCUUCAGUGUGACGGACACCUGCAGUGGAGCCACUCUUUAUCUUGAGAUACAUUAUAAUUGUGUUCCGACCAGCACCUUUAGCCCCUUCAUAACUUCUCCCACUGGUUGCAUGUGUUACUUUGACACGAACAGUUACGACUGCGCAUGCUGCACUGCGGGUAACUGCCAAUGCGGUUCCACUGCUCCUCACAAGUGUGGUCCAUGUGGGCAAGCGAACUGCGCCAGUCAGCUCCCUGAUCAUGGAAACAAGACUUGUGUGAUCAUGUCACCAAAUGAUGACUACAAUUGGCACGACCACUCGUGCCAGCGCACUGACCAGCACUACCUGUGUAAACAAGCACGUGAAGUGAUCGCCCCACUGCGGUGUGUGACUCAUACAGAGAGUGGAUCAAACACAGCAACAUGUCCUGCUGAUGCACCAAAUGCAAUAUCAUGUCGAUGCAGUUGUGCUAACUGGGUCAUCAAAAACUACGGGAGUGUGUGUGACUGCAGCCUGUGUGGCACUCAGACAGAGGCUGUCGCACAAUGUUGUGCAACCACACCACCUGGAGGGUAUGAUCCAGGUCCAGAUUACCAGGCUUUCUUUCAAUGUACCAAUUUAAGAGGGGACCCCUAUACAGGAGCAACAUGUCCAGCAGACGAGUACCCUACAGCUGUUGCAUGUGCGUGUGGAAAUUGUAACAACGGAUGGUGGAUUAGUGGAAACAACACGUGCACGUGCGACACCUUGGUCACCUCAGACUGGGUCGAGGCUCAAUGCUGUCGCAUUUUGCUGAAACCAAGAUCUGGAGGAUUCUUAGAAGACCAGUACAUCCGCUGGGAUGGGGCGUCCACCAAUGGUUACAAUCACUGGGACAUGGGGUCCACCACUACUGCCUCAGGGUGCAUGCAACAUUGUGAGGAUCAGGUUGGCUGUCGUUCAUUUGACUGGAACCCUUCCAAUGGCCAUUGUUAUCUAAGCAAAGACACACACCGCACCUUAGGAACACCUGGCAUCACAACACAAGGAACAACUCAUUUAUAUGAAAGAUACACUGCAACAAUGGAAGACCAUCCUAGUUUAGUGAAUAACUACUUCCGGCGUAUAGAAGGCUAUUCCCUAUCUGGACACAAUUUUGGAGAUUCUAAAGCUGUAUCACGUGAUACAUGCCUUCUUCUCUGCUUACGACACCCAGAGUGCAAGUCUGUGGACUAUGACUAUGUAGCUAGUAGUGGAUGCUGGCUGAAUACAGAGACCAGAUUGUCUCAACCUUCAAGUUUCAGUUCCUAUUACAACUAUGAUUACUAUGAAUUUAUUGACAAUGGCGAUCCUCAGAUAGAAUGCCACCAUGUGACAGAAACUGGGCAUUAUGCUCACUGUGGAAUGAUAGGCACAUGGAUGGACCAUUUUAACAUCAUCGAGUAUGCAGCAUUGUCUGGUUACAAUAAUGCAUAUCACUAUGGCACUACAAUAAACAAUUGUUUGAAACUUUGUCAUAAUGAUGGAAGUUGUAAAACUAUUGACCAAAGAGACAUUGAUACUGGGUACUCUGAUUAUGUUUGUGACCUGAGUUACGACACUAGGUUCACCAUCAGUGAUUCCAACAGUUUUAUGAAGGGAUCAUGGCCAUUUUACAACAACUUUGUGUUUGAUGGCUUUAGAGGCGAUUACCUCCGGGAUUCCUUUUCCCACAUUCUGGGUCAUUAUGUCAUGUGGUCUACCAUCACUUCUUCCACAAAGACCCUGGCUGAGUGCAUGGAUUUGUGCUACGCAGACACCCAGUGUAAAGCCAUAGACUACAGCCCAGGCAGCAGUAAUUGUGUAUUGAAAAACCAAAACAGAUUCAGUCAGCCAAUGAAAUACUUUGUUGCUGACUCUUCUUGGGACCAUUAUGAAUUUAUUGGGUCCAGAGCCAACGUUGCAAGCUGUGCCUGCAGCAAUGGAUGCAAUUCACUAACUUUUCAAAACCAAAUUGUCGGUGACUUUGGCAAUCGGUGUUAUUGUCAUGGUAACCAGCGUGCUACUGCCCAGUGUUGUAAGGCACGACACAGGCGCCGGCCACCCUGCCCUCCUGGAACGUAUUCUCCAACAGGUUACCAUGGCAAUGUCCGAUGUACCCAGUGUGCUGCGGGGACAUACUCUAGUGAUACAGGGAGUACCCAGUGUAAAAAAUGUCCACCUGGAUAUAUAUCAUCAGACAUAGGACAGACAUCAUGCACUAAGUGUCCUCAUGGUGGAGUAACAAAUGACCUGGGCGACAAAUGCCUGCCUUGUAAAACGGGUUACAUGAACAACGUGCUGACACAGAAGUACUGCAUGCGCCAGGACUGCACGACAGAUCCCGUUACAGAGUGCAAGGGUUCCGCAUGCAAAGAGGGACGUUCUUCCAUGGGGUUAGAAUUCAGGAUGCCAUUUCCUGAAGGGUCUGGGAAUGAUAUGAUACUGAAGCUUGUGUUUAGUGCCGUGGCAUUGACGAAUGUGACUGUCACAGCUCCAGGUUGCUGUGAUAUGUCAAUGACAGUACAGGCAUCAUCAAGUGCCAUGGCCAAUGUAAUGCUGGCAUCACUUGGCUUACAGGUGAUUGGAAGCAACAAGGCCAACAAUGCCAUCUCCAUUGUUGCUACUGAGAAAAUAUCUGUGCAUGCACAACUCUCAGACAAUAAUAACAGCACUGGAGAGGAUUGGUUUCAAGUGAUGCCCAUUUCUUCACUUGGGUAUGAAUAUUUCGCCGUCUGCUGGACUCCUGAAAGUAGUUCUGGAGACUUGACUCAACUAGAUGUGGUUGCGACUAGAAAUGGAACAUAUGUUGUCGUCACCCUUGGUGCCGGAGUCACUUAUGACGGACAAGAAUAUGCCAAGGGACAACAAAUCCAUCUGACCAUGGCUGACAAUGAGGUUCUACAACUACAGAGUGAGGGUGAUUUGACAGGGACACGAGUCGUUGCAGACAAACCCAUAGCUGUAUACAGUGGUAACAUUCAUUUGACAAGUAUUGGAUCUAGUAACUUUAAAAAUAUUACAGCAGAAAAUAAGACAGCAUGGACUUUGGUGGAACAGAUGAUACCAGUGGAAGCUUGGGGGACAGUUUUUGCUAUGCCUAAGAUGAACAAUGUCCAGGUUAAGGUCCUUGCAAGUCUUGACCACACAGAGUUAACCUUUGCCAAUGGAACAAUGACCAAAAUUAAGAAACGUGGUCAGUCAGUGGUCAUUCCUGCCUCAGUGGACAACAGUGGCUUUUACAUCACAGCAAGCAAACCUGUCCUUGUAGUUGCCUAUGUGGAAGCUGAGAAUGUGUCUUCUCUUGGAGUGAUUGUUCUGCCACCUGUACAGCAGGGAGGAAGCAAUUUCUUUUUCACAAGUGAAUCACCAACCAUGAUAACCCUAGCAGUUGAUGCCUGCCACUUGGACAAUGUUCUUGUGAACAACCUUCCCCCAGUAGGUGGUGCUGUAGUACAGCCAUACCCAUCAGUCCAAAUGACAGACAUAACUACCCUCAGUUUUAAAUUGCCUGCAGGAGUCCAUUCUUUGUCACUUUCAAAUGGUAAAGCCUUUGUGGUCAUUGGCCAGUCUCUUGAUAGUGCUGCCAUCUUCAGUCUGGGAGCUUACUCAAAUUUUAUUAAUAAGGUGUCAAGAAGGCGAUUCUACCAGCCAAAGGCAAUUGGAAAAGGUUUUGCACUGAGUGACCCAAGCAAAGUUCAUAAAUCGUUGACAGUGAGGCACAUGUUGGCCUGCUUAGACAGCUGUAUGCAGGACGCCAUAUGUCAUAGUGUGGUGUUUGCAGUGACUGGGACACAGAGUGGCACUUGUGAGCUAACAGCAUAUCACACAGCUGACCUCCUGGUGGACGACUACAUCAGCACAGGAGAACAUGAAAUAUACUCUAUUAAACUGUAGAGACACUGUCGGAUCUAAUAUAAGGGA